AUGGCCACUUUAUCGUCAUCCAUCCGCAGUGGCCAAUUUAGCCGGUUACGAAUGGAUUACCGGCAAAUGAACAGGCCGUCACGCAAGCCGGACAGUUUCCUGAAUCCGUCUACCACAAACGUCCUUCCCCUUUUGGAUCCCGAGCUGGUGGAUAAACUUGGGAAUAUCAAAGAACCAUGGACGCCUUCCAGGACUGCCGUUGUUCCUGUGCCCAGUGAAGAGCUGCACAAAGACGAGAAUGCCUUCCCUCCCCAUGAUGCUGUGGCAGGGAUUUUGCCGGACAAACAGCUCUACACUAGCUCUUUCCUCCAGGAGGUCCCAGAUGUGGAGACCGAUGCCUUCCGCGCAGCCAUCCAGAAAAUGGCGGACGACAUCCUGUCCAUGCGCCGACACAUCGCCAACUUGGAGACGGAGAACAACGCCCUGCGACGCAACCUGGUGAUGCACGAAGACGUGGGGCGCAUCCUGUUGGAGGACAUCGACCUCGAUGUCAUGACCAGGGCGGAGAUCGUCGACAGGAUAAUGGGUCUCAAGCAAAAACUGUCCUCUGGAGCUCGGGAGAUGGCCAAAAUGAAGGACCGGGUGCAGCGGCUGCAGAACGAGCUUAUACGGAAAAACGACCGAGAGAAGGACCUGGUGAUGCUCCAGCGAGCCCACCAGCAGCAGCAGCUUGUGCUGAGGAAGUACCAGGCUAAGAUCGCUAAGAUGAAAGCUCUCGAGGAUGCUGUGAGGCAACAGGAGAAGGUGAUCGUGAGGAUGGAGAAGAUGCUGGAGGAGAAGAUGGCGGACCGGUUCAAAGACGCAGUCCGGGGUACAGAGAAGUAUCCAGGAGAAAGCUGGUCCAAGGAUCUCUACUCCACCCUGAUGACUGAGAACACAAGGUUGCGGGAGGAGCUGAACAAAACCUGCUACCGCUCUUCGCCCAUCAUACUUCAGCAGCAAGCCUUACCGGAUGCACUUUCCUCCAGCUCUGAAAAGCUAACACUACUGGGCAAACUGGAGAAAGCUGAGGCCCGCAUCCACAUCUUGGAACGCCAGCUGGAAGAAUCUGCUAGGAAAUGGGGGCGAGAGAAGCAAGAUUAUGCCUCGCGCCUUCUAGAGCAAGAACAUGGAUUUGUCCGAUCGCCUUCCUCUUUCAUGCUGCCGGAAUUCCCACUUGAGGAGAAAGAAGGGAAAGGGAACGAAGAGAAGAAGAACAAACAGGUAUACGAAGGGAAAGCAGCAAAGAGCGUUCCCAAGGCCUAG
This is a messenger RNA of Heteronotia binoei (common prickly gecko), 1245 nucleotides long. RefSeq names its product coiled-coil domain containing 33 (gene CCDC33). Lineage: Eukaryota; Metazoa; Chordata; Lepidosauria; Squamata; Gekkonidae. Gene Ontology annotation, cellular component: peroxisome. Bases 1 to 1245 code for a protein of 414 amino acids. The transcript has 12 exons. The record is from RefSeq and is a predicted model, not a curated record.